AUGACAGGCAACGCUGUUUUUUUCGAAACACCUGUUCCCAAGGUGUACAAGGUCUUACCUCCAUCUAGGUCCGAACUUUCUGAGGUGUUGGCAUAUGUCUUCAUGGGUCCAUCCCGUCCAUCAACACACGAUCAUGAAAGAAUACCUUUCUUGGUCAACAAGGAUAAGGUUGCACGUGCUCUAGAGUGGUUGAAGGUUAAUCAUGUUGAUUACCAUGAUUUGGACAUAUCGUAUGAUAACCUUGCGGAUUAUCCAUCAGACGUACCUCCCGUGUCCGUCCAAUUCACAACAGCAGCGGAUUUUGACCCGUCGGAAAACCUUGCAUUACAUCAAACAGUAGAUCCUUCUGCAACCGAAAGUGGCGAAUGUAACUUCAUAGUGCACGGGUUAACCGGAGAUAAGAUUGAG
Messenger RNA from Stereum hirsutum FP-91666 SS1, 408 nucleotides. RefSeq lists its product as uncharacterized. The record is from RefSeq and is a predicted model, not a curated record. The annotation marks the transcript as partial. NCBI's taxonomy places the organism in Eukaryota, Fungi, Basidiomycota, Agaricomycetes, Russulales, Stereaceae. The transcript has a single exon.